AUGUCAUCAUCAUCGCGACAGACAAACAUGGAACGAGUCACGAUCUAUUGGUAUCUAGGAGAAAGUGACAAGGAAGUCAGUCUCCGCCAAAAUGCAACUGCUGAGAUAUUUUCUUUCAAGGAAGGUAGAAGGGCAGAGAUUGAUUCCAGAUCAUUUGACCAAGGAAAGAGAAUUUUCGGGACAUAUGUUGAUUCUGCUGGGUCAAAUUCGAUCAAAACGUUGGCUACACGUUGGAACCCAAGUGGACUCAAGGGAUUAAUUUCUCUUGAUAUUCUCAAAGCUCGUAUUGAAAAGAUUCAAAACGAAAAUAGUAUAAGCAAGUUAGAGAAUAAGGCACGCGAUUUACUGUUUAAGUGUGACAUGUUCUUCUCUUCGAGCGAAGAUUAUCACAGAUUUAAAGGACAUAGACGUGAAAGUAUCACUUAUAGGGACAUGGAAAAAAUAGUGCUGGAGUUGGAAGAGGUAAAGGUGGACAUCAAGCGUAAGAGAGGACCUAUUGAAUUCAAGAAACAUGACAUUGAAAAGAAGGAGAAAAAAUAUAACGAGAUUCAUGGAAAUGUCGAACAAGAGCGUAAUGCACCUGCUCCUCAAGUAACACCAAGGGAGAGGCCGAGUACGAAGGGGGGUCGGAGGAAUCAAAGGGGUAAAUAA
This is a messenger RNA of Botrytis byssoidea, 651 nucleotides long. RefSeq lists its product as uncharacterized. The transcript is spliced from 2 exons. NCBI's taxonomy places the organism in Eukaryota, Fungi, Ascomycota, Leotiomycetes, Helotiales, Sclerotiniaceae. Bases 1 to 651 code for a protein of 216 amino acids. The record is from RefSeq and is a predicted model, not a curated record.